AUGACUUAUAUGGACUAUAAAAUCGACGUGUUUCUGCGACAGCGCUGGAACGAUCCUCGCCUUCGUCACUCAGCCGAGGCUGAACACUUCACUAUCAUGGACCCCGAGUUGCACAAGAAGAUCUGGAAGCCUGACACGUACUUUGAGAACGUCAAGGAGGCUCACAUCCACAGCGUGACCAUGCCUAACCAGCUCCUGAGGGUCUAUGAGAACGGCGACGUCAUAUAUAGCGUGAGAGUUACGCUGAGACUGUCUUGCCACUUGGAGCUCGAGUUGUACCCGUUCGAUGCCCAGAAAUGCUACGUCAAACUAUCAUCGUAUUCGAACGAGAUUUCCGUGGUUCGAUACAAAUGGUUCGCUGAGCAGCCCAUCGUUAUUUCGGGCGACAUAGAAAUUGCUGAAUUCGACCUCGUCGCAAACUCUACAUACGAGCACAACUCAACCUUAACCAAAGGUCUAUUCGUGGGCAGCUACAGCGGCCUGACUGCGAGCUUUACGCUGCGGCGCCAGAAUGGCUACCACAUCCUACAGACCUACAUUCCCACCAUCAUGAUCGUCGCCAUAUCCUGGGUGUCCUUCUGGCUCGACCCUAACGCUGUACCUGGCAGGGUUACUUUAGGGGUUACAACUCUGCUCACUCUAACUACCUUGUCUGCUGCGGUCCGACAAACCCUGCCUCCAGUCUCAUAUGUGAAGGCAAUCGACAUCUGGGUGGGCAUGUGCAUGUGCAUGGUCUUUGGAGCAUUGCUCGAGUUUACCUUCGCCAACUACCUCGCCAACAAGAAGAUGGUCAACUCCAGACUACCUGGCACAAUCUACAUACCCUCGUGGCUCGCCGGACACUCAGAGAAGCAGCAAUCUCAGGAAAACCGCAAGAAAAAGGACGCGGGGCCAAUUGAGCUGCUGAGGGUGCAGACGGUGGCGGCGGAGGGAGACGUGGGCUACAGCAACCGCGCAGGAGGGCAGCCUAAGACCGGCAAUACAACCCGCAAGCGUCAGGGUGAGGGCGAGACGUACAUGUUCUACGCGCUGCUCGUGGACCGCAUCAGCCGCCUCUUGUUCCCAGCUAUAUUCAUCAUCUUCAACUUUAUCUACUGGCCAACGUUUGUCUACAUGCAGAUCAUGGAGGAUGAGUGGUUGAAGACUAGGAGAUAGAUCAGUUCGCCUCUGCGGCCGCUCGUCUGUUUCAUCACAUUUGCCAAACUCAGUAUUUGAUAUCACGCAUGUUACCGGUCCUGUACCUUCAUUUUCAAACAGUUCCACAUAAGAGUUGAGCUUUAGUUUAGUCAACAUGCAGGUUCUUCCAUCUGUAACGUCGGACCGUUUUAUCCAUCGAUUUUGACUUUAGGCUUGAAUAUCUAUUUAUGGAUGCAAGUUUUCCUACCUGUCAUCUCUCCGGGUUUUCCUGACAGUCUUAUCAACAGUUUAAUAAAUAAUUUUAAUUAGUUUUGACUACAUGUUUUAUCUCAAUCCAUUAACUAGUUUAUUUACAAAACUGACUUUGGAAGUCAAUAUUUCGGAUUAACAAAAAGAAGAAUUGAUGAAAAGUAACGUUGAUUGGUCCAGUGAGCUUACAAGUUUACUGAUAUGUUUAUUUCCUAUUGAGUUGGAGUGGAGUAGCAUCAAGACGAGGCACAUGUAAUUAAUAAAAAUUAUCUGCUUUUGUUUUUGUCAGUGCAAAAUAAAGGACUUUACAGCGAGAAAAAAAGGUAUUUUACUUCAACAUAACUAUAAGUAGAAAAAUAAUAUAUGUAAAUUGACACGAAAAAAUAUUUGAGCGCUUUUAUUACCGUGUUUAAGAUGGACGACAUAAUUCAAUUAUCAAAUUGAAAUCUGUUUGAAUCUAGUGCCUCUAACGUCUUUCGUAACGAAGCUUAACAUAGCGGACAGAAUUUCAUCCAACUGAUAAUUUCUGCUUUACUUCAUUUGUGCUUCGAAUACUCAAUUUUGUGCUUCGAACUUAGAAAGUGUUUAACAAAAAUGUCCUGGCUGGAAUUGAUCAGAAGUGAUUGCUUUCAUUAUGAUUCAUAGGCGUUGCACUGAGCAGUUAUUCUACGUAGAAGGAAGAUUUUUGUCGUUCCGCAAUUUUCACGCAAAAAUUAAACAUCUAAAAAAAUUUUAUUCGCGGUCUUCUUCGCCUCGAAAUCGUUCCCAAAAAUUCGUCCACAAUAUUGGGAAUAUUUUGUAUAACAACCAAAGAGAAAAUAAGUGAGAGAAAACGGUUCGUAAUUUUAUUUCCAUUAAUGCACAAAGAGAUUAUUUGUUGGGAAUGCACGACAGGAUGUCUGUGGAGGCGAUAUGGUGACUAUGGAGGGGAUAUGGUUACUGUGGAGGGGAUUGGUGACUGUGGUGACUCACCUCUCACCGUCACCUCUCUCUGAUGAUUCGUUCCAACAAAGAACUGGAGGAUGAGCUUGUCUUCCUGAUUGUUGGACUUCCUCCACUUCUUACGGCGCUUGGGUUGGAGCUCAGAGGCCAUGGUGGGCGAUGAAGAAUCGCGCUCACUUCCUGGUGUCCACACCUGACCUGAGUCUUGAAGAUUCAGUUAAAUUAGAAAAAAUUAUUAUUAUAAUUGAAUAAAAGCUUUAGGAAAAGAUUACGUGAGACUGAUUAGUAAAUCUGUAACUUAAUUCCUUGAACCGAUGUACAAC
This is a messenger RNA of Hyalella azteca, 2651 nucleotides long. Its product is annotated as glycine receptor subunit alphaZ1. Gene Ontology annotation, cellular component: membrane; synapse; neuron projection. Gene Ontology annotation, biological process: regulation of membrane potential; nervous system process; signal transduction. Lineage: Eukaryota; Metazoa; Arthropoda; Malacostraca; Amphipoda; Hyalellidae. Gene Ontology annotation, molecular function: neurotransmitter receptor activity; transmembrane signaling receptor activity; extracellular ligand-gated monoatomic ion channel activity. The record is from RefSeq and is a predicted model, not a curated record. The transcript has 10 exons. The coding region runs from base 1 to 1155 and encodes 384 amino acids.